Molecule: messenger RNA, 3644 nt
Organism: Phyllotreta striolata
Lineage: Eukaryota; Metazoa; Arthropoda; Insecta; Coleoptera; Chrysomelidae
Source: the annotation of a GenBank genome assembly
AUCGAAUGUUGGCAGCAGUGUUGACGUCGUUUAGGCAAAGUGUCAUAUUUGUCUGCUAUCAUUUUCGUCUUUUGUGUAUAAAAUUGGUGCUACAUAGAAAAACUAUUUACGAAAAAGCGUUUUUAUGUGGGAGAAAGGCAAUCGGAACAUUAGUGAUACGUGAUCUCACAAGGAAAAUAACCAGCAAAUUAUUUUUAGUUAAUAAAAUCAUGGCAACAAAUCGAACUGGCGCCGCCCAAAGACCAAACGGCGCUACCCAGGGUAAAAUCUGCCAGUUCAAAUUGGUGUUGCUCGGCGAGAGCGCCGUCGGUAAAUCCAGUCUGGUGCUGAGGUUCGUCAAGGGCCAGUUCCACGAGUACCAGGAGAGCACCAUCGGGGCCGCCUUUCUCACCCAAACCAUCUGCUUGGACGACACCACCGUUAAAUUCGAAAUAUGGGACACCGCGGGACAGGAAAGGUAUCACAGUUUAGCUCCGAUGUACUACAGAGGGGCGCAGGCAGCUAUAGUGGUGUACGACAUAACCAAUCAAGAUACGUUCGGCAGAGCGAAAACGUGGGUGAAGGAGCUCCAGAGGCAGGCCAGUCCGACGAUCGUGAUAGCCCUAGCCGGCAACAAGCAGGAUUUGGCUAACAAGCGGAUGGUGGAGUACGAGGAGGCCCAAACCUACGCCGAUGAGAACGGUUUGCUCUUCAUGGAAACAUCGGCGAAAACGGCGAUGAACGUUAACGAUAUAUUUUUAGCAAUAGCUAAGAAACUGCCCAAAAACGAACAAACAUCCGGUCAGGGGGGCAGCGCCCAAGGCAGGCGAUUGGCAGAAGGAGAUGCGGGCGCCAAGGCCCCGGGAAACUGCUGCAAGUGAUGGUACACGCUUGCAGGUCGAGUGUUGUUCAACCGUCACGCUGAGAGAGGACUGGAAAGUGCGGCUGCACUCUAGUGAUAUAUUAUAUAUAUGUAAUAAAGGUCCUUCUAUUAACAAAAAAAAAAUAAAAAUAUAUUUAAACUUGAUGUACACUGUCACAUAUUGAUACGUCUUUAGAUGAAAACCAAAAAGGAAAUACGCGCGGAAAUUUGUCAUUGUUUAAGCCGAGUUGCAGUGCCCCAUCGUUGGGGCGUUCGAAUUUGUGAUAAUUGUACCUAUUUUAAUUCGUUUUAACAUAAAUAUAUAUAUUUGACAGUGUAGAUAAGUGUAGAACAAGCAUUUACAUCGACUGUACUUUUCCAGCACCACUAAACAGAGUAAUUUUACCGUUUUUUUUUUAAUUUUUACCUUAUCUUUUUUUUUCUAUUAGGAUGUGCAAUUAUAUGAUUAGAUAAGCAACUUUAAUUUCCUGGUACAGUCAAUCUAAAUGACCUUCCAAUUUAUACUUAACAAUCGGAGAGUAUAAACUGCAAGAAUUAACUCGUUAUAUGUAUUUUAUUAGUAUAAUAAUUGGUGAAAGUACGUUUCCUAACUAUUUCAAUAAUUUUUUCCGUACUGUCCGUUUUAUAUAUCACAAGAGAAAUCUUUUAUUCUUCAGGUACAAUGUGUUUUGGAACAUACUUUCGCGAUACAUGACUGAAAAGAACAUAUAAACAUUUGUACGUAAUUAUUGCUUUUAUUAAGUUUCUUUCCUACAAGAUAGCUUAGAUCCAAAGAAAGCAUAGAGGACACCGGGAAAUUACAAAGCAUAAAAGGGCAUUUAUUCAUCGUUAAACUAAACAUUUAUUGUGCAUUUUUAGAAGAUAUAAUUUGACUCGGUUAUGGAUUUGUUCUAACAGAUAUUUGCAGAUAAUUUAAUUUACCUGCACCUUUUUGAUUAGAGUCUGCAUAGGGAGAAAUGUUUGUCAAAUUAUAUUUAUCCAAGAUGCUCGAAAUGAAUGCCCCGAAUUUGUAUAACUUAGAUUAUUUUUAUUAUUUUAUUAUUGAAAUUUUUCACCUCCAAUAAAUAUUUAGUUGUAUUAAGUAAGUAUAUUAUUUCUUCCGUCCUUCAUUUGAAUCGAAAUUGGAAUAUUCCCUUUAGCGAAUUUAAAAUUGCCUGUAUUAAACUAACAUUUGAAACCGCUCAUUUAAAAUUGUGCAAUUUCCAACGGAUUUUCAAAUCAACUUUUAUACUGAAUUUAUUAUUUUUUUCUUAUUAAAAAUUAUCUAUUGCAAGGAUUCGUUAGAAAUGGUGCAACAAAUUGCCGUAUGCUAUAUUAAUAAGCUAACCAUUUGCUAUUUGUAACUAGCAUUUCAAUCACUUUAAGCUUUGAUGAUGAUGAUGAUGAAGUGACACGUCUACUUUGCUCGAUACUAUCUAAUAAUUCAACUAACAUUCCACAGUAUAGCAAGUAGUACACUAACAAUAUUGCAAUAAAUUCGCCUCUAUGCUUUCCCAGGUUGUUAAAAGACGUGUCAUGUGUCAAUCAAGGUAUAAGAGAAUGAAGAAUAAUAGUGUUUAGAACGUUAAAAUUUAAGAUCUCGACAGUUUUGACAAAUCGUAAUGAAUCUAUCCCGCAAUGCGCACGCGCAGUGUAUGUCAUUUUCGAUGGUUUUAUACCAUUGACAACUGACGUAAGGUUUUUGCUUAUUAUGAAUUAGAAAUCACAUAAAAAACUAAUUUGUAUUUUUCUUAGUAAGAAUAUUUUUCCUCAUAUUUCCAACCGUGUUUAUAACCUUCAAAAAAGGAUAGAUCCAUUACUGCAUGUACAGUAAAUACACCAUUUGUAUUUGCUGUAUUUUCCAAAACCUACCGAGAUCUUUUUUAUAAUUAAAUUUUACAUUAAUGUAAUCAACUUAGUGGAGAUACCGUACGUGUAGAAAGGGGUGUUUGUACAAAUUUAACGGGAAUAAUGAAGCGUAUCUCAAAUAAUCAUUACAAAAACUGUUACGUUUAUUAUGAAUUAUGAUUUAUCUAAUCAUUGUAGUGUGAUAGUAUGUCCAUUUAAUGCGGAUUAUUUAUAAGUAUAAUGAAGUUUCGAAAAAAAAAUAGUAUAUGUGAAUGCUGAAAUGCGGAGUUAAAGUAUUGGUCUUCUACUGUUUGUUAAUUGCGAUAAAAGUCUUUCGAAUUUAAUGUAAAUAGCUGUAAUUGAUUUUUUCGCUGUCGAAUUUCCGUUUAACAUUCUAUUUGAAGGUUAAAUUUCUUGUAAGACGUGGAAUGUUAAAUGAGAAAUAUAAAUUCGAGCGUUUUUCAUGUGGGAAUAACCUAUCACAUUAUUAUGCUUAUAAGCGCCCUCACUAAUACUAUUGAGAAAUUCGCAUAGUAAGGUGGCUUAAAUUAAUAUUUUGUUCUUAUUUUAGCAAUUCCUAAUACUAAUUUAAAUGUAUUUUGCUUUCUUUUCACCGAUUUAUAUUGCAUUGAAAAGCAUUUCUUGAAAUCGUGCAUUCAAUUAAAUUAGCGAGUAUUUUAUUAAAAGGUAAUUUUUAAUUUCCGAUUUUGGAGUUCAUGUAUACUUUUUUUUAAUAGGGGAUGUCCGAAUAUGCAUCCGUUUAUAUUUGUAUUAUAAUUGAAUAUAUUCUAAUAUUAAUUUUAUUUGCUUGCUUAUCAUCUAUGGUUAUAAUAAUUGUUCUGUUUGCACAGAAUCAGAUUGUACAGGAAAGUAAAACAUACUCAAUAAAGUUAUGAUAUAUGAUUUAAAUUAUUUUGUGGAUUUUUCGCUAACAUUAAAACGUUUUUGUUCGAUU